Messenger RNA from Tribolium castaneum (red flour beetle), 2296 nucleotides. It is a transcript of the gene stv, whose product is annotated as starvin. Gene Ontology annotation, cellular component: membrane; nucleus; cytosol. The coding region runs from base 280 to 1815 and encodes 511 amino acids. The transcript is spliced from 2 exons. Gene Ontology annotation, biological process: protein stabilization. Gene Ontology annotation, molecular function: protein-folding chaperone binding; adenyl-nucleotide exchange factor activity. Lineage: Eukaryota; Metazoa; Arthropoda; Insecta; Coleoptera; Tenebrionidae. The record is from RefSeq and is a predicted model, not a curated record.
CGUUUCAAUAAAAUUCAAAAUUACGUGACUCAACGUGAAAUUGUUCCGGAAUAGUGCCGGAAUUUUCUGUAAAUUGGACACGAACGCUCAAUCGGCGGUCUCGAACUUUCCCGAACGCGAAAUCUCUGGAAGAGUCCGGAACCCCCCACUACCAAAACUCACGUGUACAUAAAUACGACCAGAGCGGGACUUCGCGCAAUUUGAAUCGAGACACGAGAGCAGCUCAGUGAUUUUUCGAAGCGUUUGUUUACCGAGUGAUUCAGUGCUAAAUAAAUCAAAAUGACGUCUUGCGAGACGGUGCGGACGAUUCCGCUUGUUAUUGAACGGGAGACACCUAUGGAGACUGAAAGCGGCUAUCCCUUCGAACGUGACGACAGAGAGGACCCUUUCCGGUCCGAAUUGGACGACAUUGCCAACCGUCAUCCCGAAUUCGCCGAACAUUUGGGCGGCUUUCCCUUCCGCAGUGACAGUCUAGGCCGCAGGUUCCGACAGAACCGGCCUUCAGAGGAGGAGUUCCGCCGGUUCGGGCGACCUUUCGGUUCGAGGUUCGAACGGUUCGGUUUUCCCUUCAACAGGGACCCGUUUCAGGACGAUUUCGAGGAACCAAAACAACCGGAACCGAAACAAGAGACACAACCCCCACAAAACCAACCGGAAAAUCCGCCGCCGGAGCGAAGCCGCAAACAACAGAACAUCCAACAGAGCAAUACCGUAGACCUAGGCCAGAAGCAAGAACCGGUGAAUGAGAGAAAUCAGCGAUCGAUGUCUGCGCCACCGCCGGAUAACCGCCAAAGAUACACUUCGAGCAUUCACAUACCCAUCAACCGAGAGGGUAUGGCAGAGAUGGGAACGGCCCAGAGUCAAACCCAGCCACAGCAAGACAAACCGCCGGUUAAUAAACCGACCGAACGCGUUAUACCCAUCCAUGUAGAAGGCCGUGACGAACCGGUUAUACCGAAACACACGGGACCCUCCUACACCCAACAACAACCCCAACCGGAGCGAAUCUUCGGUCACAGGCCUAGUCAAUUCACCCAGUACGUCGGGAGGGAAUCCCCGAAGCCCGAGUGGCAACAACAAGGCCCGGAGGUGCGGCAGCAAAAAUUCCAACAAACGGCGGCGCCACCACCCCCGGAGGUUCUAGUCCAGAAACCACAAGAACAACCGCCACCACCCAAACCCUCCAACAACCCCAUCGAUAUCAUCCAAUCCAUCCAAAAGGACGUUUCCGAGUUAAUGUCGCAGGUCGAGAAGUUCAACGGCGUCCCCAAAGACAAACAAUAUCUCUACCUGGACGAAAUGUUGACCAGGAACCUCAUCAAGUUGGACAACAUCGACACGCAAGGCCAGGAGAACAUCCGGCAGGCGCGGAAAGAAGCAAUCAAGUGCAUUGAGAGCUGCAUUGGGAUUUUGGAAGCCAAAGCUGCAGCGAAUGUUCAACAAACCGGCGAACAAGUCGGCGAAACCCCCGAAAGUAAGGACGAAUCUCAGGUUGUGGAGGAGAAAAUGGACGUGGAAGUAAAAGAUGAGCCAAAGGUUGAGGAGGCUAAAAGCGAGCCCGAGGUCAAGGAGGAGAAGAUGGACGUGGCUCCGCCAGCGGCUCCCACGACGGAAGUGGUGGCGGAACCAGUAACUGUUGAACAACCCAAAGAGGAAAAACCGAAGGAAAGUGAGACAGAGACUAAACCGCCAACGGACGAAGAAAUGAAAGAUGAGAGCAAGGCGGAGGAGAAGAAGGAGGAAGCGAGUGAGGCGAAGGAGGAGGAUAGCAAGGAGAAGAAAAAGGGGGGGAAGAAGAAAGUUGUUAAAAAGUAAAUAGUCUAUGCCUUAUUGUUGAUAAUCUUGCUUUUACAAAGCUAGGAUAACUUAACCAUUUUAUUUAGUGAGACUGACUCGCUUUUAGAAAGUCACAGUGUAAAUAAUUCGUGUGUUUGACUGUGAUUGAUGUGUUUUUUUCUUUACCGUCCGUUUUUAUUUAUUGUAAAUAAAUGAUUUUGUACGCUGUACAAUUAAGAAUCAGAGUAUUAAUUGUGCCAUGCAUGAUUUGUACAAAUAAAUUUUUAGUUGAUCAACUGUUCGUUUUAUUUGUUGUAAACGCAAGAUUACUUUCAUAUCAAGUUACGCACAGUAUUUCAUUAACAGCCCGCAACUUGUAAAUAAAUUUUUAUCGACUAUUUAUCGAAGAUUGAGCCUUAGAGUUUGCAGCUUCUGUGUGUUCUUAAUAUUAAUACCUCAAAUUGUAUAAUUUGUUAUUGUUAUUUUAAUACAGUGCAAAAUAAACGGUUUUUUACCAGUU